UUAUGGACUUUGAAGUGUACACCGAUCAGCUAUGACAAUAUGACCACUCAUUAACAAUGACAUUUGGGUCAAGGCACCCUUAAAAUUAUGGACAAUCCCGAGGCAUCCUUUACAUUUAUGGACAAUCCCGAGGCACCCUUUACAUUUAUGGACAAUGCCGAGGCACCCUUUAAAAUUAUGGACAAUCCCGCGGCACCCUUUAAAAUUAUGGACAAUCCCGCGGCACCCUUUAAAAUUAUGGACAGUCCCGUGGCACCCUUUAAAUUUAUGGACAGUCCCGAGGCAUCCUUUAAAAUUAUGGACAGUCCCGAGGCACCCUUUAAAAUUAUGGACAGUCCCGCAGCACCCUUUAAAUUUAUGGACAAUCCCGAGACAUCCUUUAAAAUUAUGGACAGUCCCACGGCACCCUUUAAAAUUAUGGACAAUCCUGAGGCACCCUUUAAAAUUAUGGACAAUCCCGAGGCACCCUUUACAUUUAUGGACAAUCCCGAGGCACCCUUUAAAUUUAUGGACAAUCCCGAGGCACCCUUAAAAUUAUGGACAAUCCCGAGGCACCCUUUACAUUUAUGGACAAUCCCGAGGCACCCUUUAAAA
Molecule: messenger RNA, 594 nt
Organism: Staurois parvus
Lineage: Eukaryota; Metazoa; Chordata; Amphibia; Anura; Ranidae
Source: the annotation of a GenBank genome assembly